Messenger RNA from Didymosphaeria variabile, 2817 nucleotides. RefSeq lists its product as uncharacterized. Gene Ontology annotation, molecular function: protein binding. Lineage: Eukaryota; Fungi; Ascomycota; Dothideomycetes; Pleosporales; Didymosphaeriaceae. The record is from RefSeq and is a predicted model, not a curated record. The transcript is spliced from 2 exons. The coding region runs from base 1 to 2817 and encodes 938 amino acids.
AUGCAUCUGGCGGGACAUGCGUCGUCUCUCAAGAAUCAGUUCGGUUGGAUCGACCCGGAUGUGGAUAGCUUGGCCAACCUUCACAAAACUUUCGGGGACUUACUUUACUGGUACUCCAAUCCAGCACGAAACAUGACAAGAUAUGGCUCCUUGACAUCUGUUCCGACUUUGUACAUUGUCAUCGAUGCUUUAGACGAGUUGAACCGCAGUGAAUGGUCGCGGUUCUUCGGGACAUUCGGUGACAUCAUCCAUGGGACGAGAAAGCCACUGUUCAGGCUUCUUGUUACAAGUCGCACCGAGCCUGAAAUUGAAGAGCAGCUGGCGAACGUAUUGGGUAUUGAUCUUGGCGCAACUGACCAGAAUGCUUCCGAUGUCGUGGAGUACAUCAAAGGCACGGUUUCGGAUUUCGGUCAACAGAACAACUUUGGUGACGAGAACAUACGUGAAAUAAUUUCGGAAAUCUCAACAAAAGCCGAUGGAAUGUUCCUGUGGGCAACGCUUGCCUGGUCACUGUUCACUGAAGGCGUGGGCAUGUGGACGAGGGGACUCGUGCAACAGAAGCUUGAAGGCUUGCGGCAGGUCCCAGCUGGUAUCGAGAGUCUUUACCAUCGAAUGCUCGCUUUGUUGGACAAACGAAUUGCUACUGAAUUACUAGCCGCGCUGAAAUGGAUUGUUGCAGCACCGGUACCACUAACAGUGAACGAGAUUGCGGUGGCGUUAUCGUUAAGAGCGCGGCCUCGCAAAAGCGAACAACUCGAUAUCCCAUUCAACAUGCGCAUGUUCUUCAAAAAAUCUUGUCCACAUUUGAUCAAGAUAGAUGGAUCCGGACUCAUCAAGCUUGUGCACUUGUCUUUCAGGACCUUCUUACUCGAAACGAAAUUUGCCAAAGAUGGGUCUCAUAAGGUGCCCAAUCCCUUCCAUUUCGCCCUGGACCCAGUUAAUUACGAUAUGGGCCUGGAUUGCUUAUCUUAUAUUACGCUUGACGACUUCGCCGAUGAAUCGCUCGAAGAAGCUCAGCAGCAUCUCUUGUUCUCUUAUUGUCACAAGCACUGGAUCCAUCAUCUGCAAUUUAUAGCGGACGGUUUCGACGAUGUCUUUGUUUACUUCUUCAAGCUGCUCAACUUUGAGACAAAACAACUGCGGUGGUACGACACAAGUAAGAUAAUCUUUCAACUUUGGGACCGUGGCCUAGCCAAGUUGUUCGAACCUGCGGCCAGGUUUGGCAUGAAUCUCAACGUGUUCGAUGAGAGCGGUGACCAUUUCAUCCAUCAUGUCUGCAGUGGUCCAAAGUGCAUAGUAGUGAUCGAAGACACCACCCGCUGGCUGGUUGGUCUUGGCGUCGAUCUGAAUGGCAGAACGUAUUUCGGGCAAACACUUCUGCAUAAGUGUCUCAUAAAUUGGCACGACGCACUUUGCCAUCCGGACAUGGCCGAUACUAAAGUCCCCGCGAAGACAUUCGGAAACAUACUCGAUACUCCCAAGAGACCCUUUGAGAUUGCUCUUGACUCGGCAAAGCUUUCAUGCAGGCGCCUGCUAUCGCAACCCAGCAUAGAUCUCAAUGCUCCAGACGCAUUCCGGUUUUCUCCGUUGAGCUACGCUAUCUACUGGGGUAUGACGGACGCAAUGAACAUGUUACUUGCAUGCCCAUAUCUUCGGGCCGAAAAGGGCCAUAGCGCCUUACACAUCGCCGCCAAAGAAGGUUUAUUUGAUGCAGUGGAACAGUUGCUGAAAAGGGGCACUGAUGUCUACGGUCGGAACUUGCAAGGCGAGACCGCGCUGCAUCUGGCAGCAGCGGGAGGCCACUAUCGAAUCUUGCAGCUUCUUGUCUCGUAUGCUGAUCCGGAAUUGCUCAAUGCAAAAGACCGACGGAUUGAUCCGAAAAACCCAUAUGCAAAUCCCUACCACUCGAUUGGGGCAAAUGGCUGGACACCUCUUCAUUUGGCAGUAACAUCCGGGCACGAUGACCUCGUUCUCUGGCUGAUUGAUCAUCCUUGGGUUAACCUUCACAUCAAAGACAAGCACGGGCGCAAAGCCAUUGCCUUUGCUGCUGCGUUCGGCACCAAAAGUAUGCUGAAGGCUUUUCUAUCUCGAGAUCCUAGCCAGGUCACUCAUAAGGACCUAUUCGGCAAUGGCUUGCUACAUAUGGCUUCGUGGGGAAGCAACCGAGAGAAUUUCGAUUUUCUAUUUUCGCUCAAGGUCACGCCAGCUUUCGGUCCUAACAAGUGGGGAAACAGCAUCGUAGAUCUUGCGCCAACGCUUGCUGUAGAUCAGCACCUACAUGGACUUGGCUUUGUCCAUUCCGAGGCACGCAAGGCUAGCUGUCUAGGAGUGUUGGGACGCCAUCUUCCACUCAACAGGCUUAAGCUUGAGGACGUGGACUCCUGGGAGUUGCGCCCUUCUGAUCCCGACGGCUCGAAAAUGUUAAUGAUCAUUCCCGAAUCAUCCAGAGAGUACCGAGAUUAUGCUUUCCGGACGGUUGAAGAAAUCUUUAGUUGGGCUCCUCACACGGGUUAUGGCCGGGAGUAUGCUUUGAGAACGGCCAAUUUUAUCCUCAAGCGCCUUACUCUGGCAAUCGACAACCGAACAUGGGGUACUUAUAAUUUCCUUGAACGCGAACUUCAAGACGGUAUGCAUGGAUCGGGGGAAGGUAUACAAAGGUUGAAAGACAUAUUUGACCGCCAGGGUCGCUUCGAAGCUGGAUAUGACCGGAAGGAUGAUUUGCAAAAGCUCAAGGACACUUUUGAUUGCCUUUCCGUAGCUGAAGAUGACUGGAAGGACGAUUUGCGAAGGCUCAAGGGCAUGCUUGACAUGCUCUGA